AUGGUUGGCCUUGGUCCUAAGCACCCACCAUCCCGCAAGGGAUCCAUGCACGAUGUGCCGCAAAAUCUUUUGCAACAAAUCCAGUAUUUCGAGCAGCACUUCACUGUUGAUGGUGCCAAGCUCAAGCAGAUCGUUGCUCACUUUGUGAAGGAGCUCGAGAAGGGCUUGACUGUCGAGGGCGGCAACAUUCCUAUGAACGUCACUUGGGUCAUGGGAUUCCCCGACGGUGAAGAGCAAGGUACUUUCUUGGCUUUGGAUAUGGGUGGCACUAAUCUGCGUGUCUGUGAAAUUACCCUGACCGAUGCCAAGGGUGCCUUCGAUAUCACCCAGUCCAAAUAUAAGAUGCCAGAGGAGCUUAAGACUGGUACUGCUGAGGAGCUGUGGGAGUACAUUGCCGACUGCUUGCAACAAUUCAUCGAGUUCCACCACGAGGACGAGAACCUGACCAAGCUCCCCUUGGGUUUCACAUUCUCCUACCCUGCUACCCAAGAAUACAUUGAUCACGGUAUUCUCCAACGCUGGACUAAGGGAUUUGAUAUUGAUGGUGUUGAGGGUCAGGACGUCGUCCCUCCCUUGGAGACUAUUCUGAAGAAGCGGGGACUGCCCAUUAAAGUUGCUGCCCUCAUCAACGAUACCACCGGUACCCUUAUUGCUUCCUCCUACACCGAUUCCGAAAUGAAGAUUGGUUGUAUUUUCGGCACUGGCGUCAACGCCGCAUACAUGGAGAACGUUGGAUCCGUCCCCAAAAUCGCCCACAUGGGUCUGCCCGCCGAUAUGCCUGUCGCCAUCAACUGCGAGUAUGGUGCUUUCGAUAAUGAGCGCGUGGUGCUCCCUCUCACCAAAUACGACGAGAUUAUUGAUCGUGACUCUCCCCGUCCCGGUCAGCAAGCCUUUGAGAAGAUGACCGCCGGUCUGUACCUGGGCGAGAUCUUCCGAUUGGCUCUUGUGGACAUCCUCGAUGCGCAGCCUGGACUCAUCUUUAACGGCCAGGAUACCUCUAAGUUGCGCAAGCCCUACCUACUAGAUGCGUCAUUCCUUGCUGCCAUCGAGGAAGAUCCCUAUGAGAACUUGUCCGAGACCGUCGAGCUCUUUGAGCGUGAACUGAACAUUCACCCUACCCAGCCUGAGCUGGAGAUGGCCCGUCGUCUUGCGGAGUUGAUCGGUACCCGUGCUGCUCGCUUAUCCGCUUGUGGUGUUGCUGCCAUCUGUACAAAGAAGAACAUCGAGUCCUGCCACGUUGGCGCUGACGGAUCCGUCUUUACUAAGUACCCUCACUUCCAGGCCCGUGGUGCCGUGGCUCUGCGUGAGAUCCUAGACUGGGCUCCUAAUGAGAAGGAUAAGGUUACUAUCAUGGCUGCUGAGGAUGGAUCUGGUGUCGGUGCUGCCCUGAUUGCUGCUUUGACUCUGAAGCGUGUCAAGGCUGGUAAUCUAGCUGGUAUUCGUAACAUGGAUGAUAUGAAGACCCUGCUUUAA
Molecule: messenger RNA, 1473 nt
Organism: Penicillium malachiteum
Lineage: Eukaryota; Fungi; Ascomycota; Eurotiomycetes; Eurotiales; Aspergillaceae
Product: putative hexokinase Kxk
Exons: 5
Coding region: 1-1473 (490 amino acids)
Biological process (GO): intracellular glucose homeostasis; glycolytic process; glucose 6-phosphate metabolic process
Cellular component (GO): mitochondrion; cytosol
Molecular function (GO): mannokinase activity; D-glucose binding; glucokinase activity
Source: RefSeq, a predicted model, not a curated record